AUAAGAUCUAGGGUUUAGUGUUUUAGGGGGAUAUGAUGUCGGCAAGACACUUCACGAUUUUGUUCAUUGCAGCUUAUCUUGUCCAAACCUCACUAUCUUUGUCACCAGACGAUGGCUCAGGAAGCUGUGUGCUAAAUUUUACAUCCUACCCAUACCAACCUACUGGGGAGUGCAUAAGUCCUGUCAAGCUGAAAAUAAAGGCCUGGGAUAGCUGGACAACAAAGAAUCCCUGCUGCCGAAAUCUGCUCACCACUUUGUCCCGAGCCUUGGCCUUCCAAGCGUUUAAGACACAGGGCGAUGUCUUUGUUUCCAAUGCGCAAUGGAACAACUGCACUGGCCCAUUUGUUCGUCAAGGCGUGUCUGCCAUUAGCUGUGGCUUCAAGAACCUUUACUAUGGCAGCAGCGACUGCUCCAAAGUAAACUUGGCAGAGAUUAAGCAAGGGAACGAGUAUCAACAGGCAUUGAACCUUUGCUCUCAAUUUGGCAGUGCUUCAUCUUCAUUCGAUGCAGUUUGUGGCCCUUGCGCUGCUUCCUUGCUAGGUCUUAAGACACAUUUAUUGGAAGAAUUUCAUGAUGAUACCAAUAAAACCGAAGAUCCCAUAUGCGGUGUCGCUGCAGUUAUUUCCGUUGCAGCCGGGAACAUUUCGAGUGCUUAUAUGGACGAUUACUUUGGGUGCUUGACUAAGUUAGACAAGUUCGAUCCAGGUUACCUCAAACUCAAAUAUUCCUUGGUAGAAGCUGUACUUUCUAUCAUGAUCGCCGUCACAGGAGUAGUGCUGAUAGUCCUGCUGAUAAAGCACGUUACUAAGAAGAAGCCCCUAAAACCGAUUCUAUCAGGAUCAACAGCUGGUGCAUGGUCUGGCCUGUACAGAUUCUCCAAAGCGGAGAUUGAGAAUGCCAUAAAUUAUGGACCUGAAAGAAAGAACCUUGGACGAGGAAGUGCAGGUCAAGUUUAUAAAGGGGUUCUUCCUAGUGGACAAGUUGUGGCUGUUAAGCACAUACACAAGAGUAACAUAUCAGAUUCUUUUACAAGAGAAGUGGAACAGCUUACAAGGGUUCGACACCCGAACUUGGUCUGCCUCUUUGGUUGCUGUGUUGAAGGCGGUGAGCAAUAUCUAGUGUAUGAAUAUUGCUCAUCAGGGAAUCUAGCUCAACAUCUCUUAAGGAACGACCCUGUGUUAUCAUGGGAGAGAAGAGUAAAGAUUCUCAGAGACUGUGCGCUUGCCUUGAGGUAUCUCCACCACUAUAUUGAUGGUUGCAUAGUUCACAGAGAUAUUAAGCUUACAAACAUCCUUUUGACUGAGAACCUGGACCCCAAGCUAUCUGAUUUUGGAUUAGCGAAGAUGUUGGGGAUGGAGGAGAGCAAAGUAUUUACCGAUGUAAGAGGAACACUAGGGUAUAUGGAUCCAGAGUACAUGACCAAUGCCAAAUUAACAUGCGCCAGUGAUGUCUAUAGUUUUGGUAUCGUUGCCCUGCAACUUCUGUCCGGCCAGAAAGUAUUUGAGCUUGAUCUUGAUGCGAGAGAUCAACUUACAAGAAAGGCAAAGGAUGUGAGCAUGAACAAGCGCCCACCCGAAGAUCUUGAAGACCCAAGACUAAAUGGAAAUGUCAACAAGGCUGACUUUGAAUCAAUUCUACAUAUUGCAGUACUUUGUGUUGCCAAAUCAAGCAAGGAUCGCCCUAAGAUUGACGUUGUUUUUGAAGAGAUGGACAAGGCUUGGCAUAACACUCGGGCUGAAUUGAGGGCACAAAAAGGGAUGAGUUCAACAGCAGCACCAUUGUCUUUAUCUUCAGGAGUGUUAUCGGUAUGAAACACGAACAUGAUCGAGAUCCAUACAGGUUUUAUCAGCGGGCUGUGGCUUUUUUUUUUUCUUGGGAAUAAUAUUGUUGUAAUAUAGGUAACCACUGCAUAGUACUUGUCGUACGUACGUAGUAUUACAAAUCAAUGAUGUACAUAUUUUUGUAAUCUA
This is a messenger RNA of Argentina anserina (silverweed cinquefoil), 1970 nucleotides long. RefSeq names its product probable receptor-like protein kinase At2g42960. Gene Ontology annotation, molecular function: protein kinase activity; ATP binding. Lineage: Eukaryota; Viridiplantae; Streptophyta; Magnoliopsida; Rosales; Rosaceae. Bases 33 to 1811 code for a protein of 592 amino acids. Gene Ontology annotation, biological process: protein phosphorylation. The record is from RefSeq and is a predicted model, not a curated record. The transcript is spliced from 8 exons.